Messenger RNA from Dentiscutata heterogama, 851 nucleotides. NCBI's taxonomy places the organism in Eukaryota, Fungi, Glomeromycota, Glomeromycetes, Diversisporales, Gigasporaceae. The record is from the annotation of a GenBank genome assembly.
UACUUUUAAAUAAAACUUAUGAUCCAGACAGUGAUAGACUAUCGGAAGUCGAUGUUGAUGCUCAAACAAAUAAAAACAAUACAUUAAAUUUGAAAGAAAACCAACAGGCUAAAGGUAGUCAUAUGAAUAAUUAUUUUAAAACCUCGAAAAGAAAUAUGAAAAAUAAACCUGAUAAUGAACAUGUUAAUGACAAUCGACAAACUGAAAAUAUCAGAGAGACAGAUAAAUCUAUGUCCAAUGACCAACAAUCAAUCAAUGUUAUCUCCGGAAUGCUUGAACAAACGAAUCUAGCAAACAAUAGUACACAAGCCAAUGACAUUGGAACUAUUCAAGAUAACGAUAAUAAAGAAGACUUGGUUAUAAGUGAUGAUGAUUCACCAGGAUGGUCAGAAUGUGAAGAUUGCUAUGGAAAUAAAAAGGAAAUGUGUGCUUAUUGUGGUUGUUCUGUAUGCUCAUGGAAAGGCAACAGAGGUCAUAUCCUCUUGUGUGAUGGUCCUUGUGGCAAAAAUUUUCAUACUAGUUGUUUAAAUCCUCCGCUCACAAGAAUUCCCUCCAGAAAUUGGUACUAUGAAAUUGAUAAUCAAAGUGCAAAAAAAAACAAAAGAUUGAAAUCAAAAAGUGUUAAAAAAUAUAAGACACAACAGGAUAUUUUAAAUUCUGACGAUGAAGACAGUCAAAAUAUAAGGAAAUUUUCAAAGAAAAAGGCAACGAAUCAUAAUGAAAAAUGCGCGGUUUUAUCGAAUCCUUUAGUUAAAUCAACUUCGCAUAAUGAUAGUUCUAUCGAUGACUAUAUUGAAAAUUUUCCUGUUGUUGUUAUAGAAAGGAUGAAUGCUUUAGUAAUAGACAGGUAA